Scomber japonicus (chub mackerel) is the source of this 2217-nucleotide messenger RNA. RefSeq names its product coiled-coil domain containing 175 (gene ccdc175). The record is from RefSeq and is a predicted model, not a curated record. The transcript has a single exon. Lineage: Eukaryota; Metazoa; Chordata; Actinopteri; Scombriformes; Scombridae. The coding region runs from base 1 to 2217 and encodes 738 amino acids.
AUGGCCUCUUGCCUCGCCCCCGAGUUCCCGGCCGUCAUGGUCGCUCUGGAGCAUUUAAAGGAGCUGGACAAGCAGCUGAAAGAGGAGGGGGUACCGUUCUCACCUGAAGCCAGCCUCCACCUGACCGAGAUGACUGCUGCCAUCACUGAGCUGGAGGCGGAGAGACGCGCUACCCAUGAACAUUUAGAGGUGGAGACCAUAGAAAACAGUAAGCUAAGACACCAAAUCAACAAUGUUAGAGAACGAAUGAGCCAGGAAAUAAUGGCUGAUGUAGCAGCAGCCAGGGCAUCUAAUGCUGAGGAGAUAGAGCAGCUUCGCAAAGACCUCAACACAGUCUCUCACCAGCAAGAAGCCACUGUGAAGAGACAGGAAGUGCUCAAGAGCCAAAAUGAAGCUCUGCAUCCAGAGAGAGAUCGGUUGAAAGUGGAGCAUGAGGAAGUCAUCGCUGCUCUAAAUGAUCGAAUCACGCUGAAGUACGGCUUGCAGAUACAGCUGGGUCGCACGCGGGAGCUGAUGGAGGAGUUGAGGUCCUGCAUCGCCGACGUGGAACAGGAAAAGAUAACGCUGCAGCAGAAUAUGGCGCUGGAGAGAGAUGCCUUCAAUGUGAAAAAGGACAACGUGUCCAGAGAUGUGGACGUAGCCGAGGAGAAGAUUAAGCAGCAGAAGCAAACCAUCAGGAGGAGCAGGAUGGAUCUGGAUGUAGUGAAUGACAAGAAACAAGAAACCCAAGAGCACCUGGAUGAGCUCACAAUUCACCUGGCCAAGUUGGAGAGCGCCUUGCAAAGACUGACGGCGUCCCGGUGCCAGUUUGAGAAACAGCUGGAAGAGGAGAUCCAAAAGCGUCACGAUUUGAAGAAACAGAGGGAAACGCUGAAGAAGGAGCUGUGUGAUUUAGAAGAAGCCUUCAGAGCUGCCAUUCAGCAUCUUAACGAGGAAAUAGCAACGGUGGAGGGUAUGAUAGAAGAAGGCAGAGCAUCGAGAAUCCUCUAUCAAGACUCCUUGGCUCAAAUCUAUGAGAUAUUCAAGCGGCAGCAGGAGGAAGAGAAUGAGGUAAGGGCCGAGCAUUUCAGCGUUUCUCAGCAGCUGGAGAGGUCCAGGUUGCAGCUGGAGGAGCGCAUCGCCUCCAUAGUGAAACACAGCAAGGAGAUUAAAGAGAUGGACAAGCAGAUUGGAGAGCUCCUGGAGGCGGAUGUGAUCAACAAGCGCAUCUUCAAGAGGAAUCAGGAGGAGCUGUGCGGUAACAUGGACAUAGAGAAGAAGAACAUCAGCCAGUUGGAGGAGGAGAAGAGUCGGCUGAGUCGGCUCCUGGAGGAGGCGAAGAGGGUGCAGCGGGAGCACGUGGCCAAGAUGACCUCUGACAUCAGCAGCACCAGGAGGAGGUACGAGGAGCUGCGACAAGAGGAGGCCAGACUCCUGCAGCGUCAGCCCAUGAGUGCAGACACCGACUUGCUGUCAAACCACUUGGCCCGAUCAGUGGUAGAAUUCAGAGAAAUGGAGACCGCGCACCACCAGGAGAUGCAGCGGUGUGCCACGGAGACAGAGAGCCUCGGGAGUAGCAACGAGCAGAAGCAGAGGGAGGUGGAGGAGAAGGAGGCAACUCUGAAGGAGGUGGAGGCAGAGUGCAACGAGGAGCGAUCCAGGCACCAGAGCCUGAAAACGUGCACCUCCAAGCUUAGGAGGAAGAGGAAUGAUCUGCAGCUGUCGAUCCAGGUGCUGACGGAGAAAACCAGCUCGCUGCUUCAGCCCAAAGAGGAGACGAAGGCCGAGCUGCGGGAGCUGCGAGCGAGUUACAUGGACCUGCUCGACAGACAGGCCUCAGAGCUGAGAUCUGUGGAGCUGAGCGUCUAUGACAACAGCGUGAAACUGGAGCAGGUCGGCAUGGAGAACAGCAGGCUGCAUCUCUGUAUCCGACAGAUGACAGACAACAUCAACAGAGCCCGGGAGAACAAAGACAGAUACCUGCAGGAGAUCCGCCAGUUCAACGAGGAUACCCGGGCCCUGCUGGAGGGUUUGCAAGAAGCCUGGAGAGAGGAUGUGUUGAUAACUGGAGACAGUCAGAGCAGGGACAGCGCUCUGUUGGUGUGCAUGAGUAGCCUGUUGAGUCAUCUGAAGUGCAGGAGACAGCAGUUAGGAAGUGUCAGCACGCUCCUGCACCAACAGAUGUUAGACUUCAGCAAACGACUGGGGGAUAAAACUACUGUAGUGCAGCACAGCUGA